Malurus melanocephalus (red-backed fairy wren) is the source of this 3840-nucleotide messenger RNA. Its product is annotated as mucin-5AC-like. The annotation marks the transcript as partial. The transcript is spliced from 21 exons. NCBI's taxonomy places the organism in Eukaryota, Metazoa, Chordata, Aves, Passeriformes, Maluridae. Gene Ontology annotation, molecular function: protein binding. Gene Ontology annotation, cellular component: extracellular matrix. The record is from RefSeq and is a predicted model, not a curated record.
AUGACUAGCUUUGCACUCUAUCUCAUGGACUGUAAAGAUGAAAAAUUUACCAUCCUGGUAGAACUCCGCAAGUGUGGCCUAACUGACACUGAGACCUGCUUAAAGUCAGUGACCCUCAACAUGAAUAAAGGACAGACGAUCGUSGAGGUCAAACCUGAUGGUGGUGUGUUUGUGAACUCCAUCUAYACCCAGCUGCCCAUGUCAGCAGCUAAUGUCACCAUGUUCAGACCUUCAUCRUUCUUCAUGAUCAUGGAAACAAGCUUUGGCAUGCAGGUUGAAGUGCAGUUCACACCCAUGAUGCAAGUGUCUGUSCGCCUGGAGGCUUCUUUCAAAGACCAGACUUGUGGUCUCUGUGGAAAUUUCAAUAACAUCCAAACUGAUGAUUUCAAGGUCAUAAGUGGAAUAAUUGAAGGGACAGCAUCAGCAUUUGCUAACACAUGGAAAACUCAGGCUUCAUGCCCUAAUGUCCAGCAGAGUUUUGAAAAUCCUUGCGCACUCAGCAUUGAUAAUGAAAAAUACGCUCAGCAUUGGUGUGGACUGCUCACUGACAGCACAGGACCUUUUGCUGCUUGUCAUUACGCAGUGAAUCCCGCUGUUUACCACACGAACUGCAUGUUUGACACAUGUAACUGUGAAAAUAGUGAGGACUGUCUGUGUGCAGCCCUGUCUUCCUACGUGAGAGCUUGUGCUGAAAAAGGAAUCCAACUGCAGGGAUGGAGGACCGAUGUCUGCUCAAAAUACACCACCUCAUGUCCCAAAUCCCUAAGCUACAGCUAUACCAUCUCUUCCUGCCAACCCACCUGCCGGUCUCUGAGUGAGCCUGAUGUCACAUGCAACAUUAAGUUUGUCCCAGUUGAUGGCUGCACCUGCGUAAAUGGAACCUACAUGGAUGAGAGUGGCAAAUGUGUGCCUGCUAAUGAAUGCCCCUGCUACUACAGAGGAUCUCCCAUACCAUUUGGAGAAGUUGUCCAYGAAAAUGGGCGUGUAUGCACUUGUGUCCAGGGAAGACUGAAUUGCAUUGGAGCACCAAAUCCAACUCCAGUCUGUGAAUCUCCCAUGGUCUACUUCGACUGUAAAAACAUCACAGCAGGAACAACAGGAGCAGAAUGUCAAAAGAGUUGCCAGACUCUGGAUAUGCAGUGUUAUAGCUCACAAUGUACAUCUGGCUGCGUGUGCCCAGAUGGGCUUGUAUUGGAUGGGAACGGUGGUUGUAUUCCUGAAGAGGAAUGUCCAUGUAUUCACAAUGAAGCCAUGUAUCAGCCUGGGGAAAAGAUCAACGUUGACUGUAACACCUGUGUAUGCAAGAAUAGGAAGUGGGAAUGUACCAAAGAUCAAUGUCUGGGCACCUGUGCUGUUUAUGGAGAUGGUCACUACAAUACCUUUGAUGACAAACGGUUCAGCUUCAAUGGGAAUUGUGAAUACACACUAGUCCAGGACCACUGUGGGAAAAGUGGCUCAGCCAAUGGAACCUUCAGGGUUGUCACUGAAAAUAUUCCCUGUGGCAACACUGGGACAACUUGCUCAAAAUCUAUCAAGGUCUUCUUAGAGAGCUAUGAGCUGAUCCUUGGUGAAGAGCGUGUCAGUGUCGUCAAGAGAGGAGAGAAUGAUGAGGUACCAUACACAGUGCGCUACAUGGGAAUGUAUUUCGUAAUUGAGACCAAAAGUGGUGUGAUCCUCAUGUGGGACAAGAAAACCAGCAUCUUCAUCAAGCUCAGCCCUGGUUUCAAGGGUCAGGUCUGUGGUCUCUGUGGAAAUUAUGAUGGCAACAGCGUCAAUGACUUUACUACAAGGAGUCAGUCUGUAGUAGAGAAUGUCCUGGAAUUUGGAAACAGCUGGAAAGUAUCUGCUACAUGCCCUGAUGCUUCCAGUGUCAAGGACCCAUGUUCUGCCAACCCUUAUCGGAAGUCCUGGUCAGAGAAGCAGUGCAGCAUCAUCAACAGCAACGUCUUUGCUGCCUGUCACUCUCAGGUUGAACCAGCAAAAUACUACCAAGCAUGUGUGACAGAYGCUUGUGCCUGCGACAGUGGAGGAGACUGUGACUGCUUUUGCACAGCAGUAGCUGCCUAUGCUCAAGCAUGCAGUGAAGUUGGUGUAUGUGUAGCCUGGAGAAGCCCAUCAAUUUGUCCACUGUUCUGUGAUUACUACAAUCAACAAGGAGAAUGUGAAUGGCACUAUAAGCCUUGUGGUGCUUCYUGUAUGAAGACCUGUAAGAACCCAAGUGGAAAGUGCCUCAAUGACUUGCCAGGUUUAGAAGGCUGCUACCCUAACUGUCCACCAGACAAGCCAUAUUUCCAUGAGGAUCAGAUGAAGUGUGUUAGUCUCUGUGACUGUUAUGAUGAUGAAGAUGGAAAGAUAUAUAAACGGGAUGAAUGUAACGUAUGUGAGUGCACCUCAGAAGGUUUACAGUGUGAGUUCGAUGAUACAGCCUGCAACUGCAUUUAUGAAGGGAAUAACUAUAAAUAUGGCGAACUCAUCUACAACACCACAGACGGGACUGGAUGGUGUUUCAGUGCAACAUGCGGGGUCAAUGGAACAAUAAGCAGAGACAUCUUUAAAUGUGGCAUUCUUACAACAACCCCAUUUGUAUUUUCCACAAGUCAGCCUACAACUACUGCUACAGAAAUGACAACUGCAACACCAGUGACAACUGUUUGUGUGAAAAAUGUGUGUGAGUGGUCAGAAUGGUAUGAUUCCACUCAGCCUGAAAACAAAGAGGAGAGUGGAGAUUAUGAAACAUUUCAAAAUCUCAAGGAUAAAGGAUACAGUGUGUGUACAAACCCAAGCGAAGUUCAGUGCAGAGCCAAAGAACACCCAGAUACAGAAAUUACCAACCUUAACCAAACAAUARAGUGCAGUCAAAGCAGAGGAUUAAUUUGCAACAACCAGGACCAAGAAUCUAAGAAGUGCUAUAAUUAUGAAAUCAGAAUAUUAUGCUGCAGAUACAUACCAUGUUCAGAAAUACAAACUACAAUGCCAACAACCACAGGAGAAUUCACAACUACUGCUGCAGAACCAACAACGUUUACAGUACAGACACCAGUAAAACCAACAACMCAAAAACAAGAAAGUGAAGUAACUACAACUCAACCUGAAGACAGAGAAAGAACGACUCCUCUGACCGAAACAUCAGUAGCAGCAACGACAUCACAAGUCACCACAACAGCUUACCAAACCACAUCAACUGUAGCWGAAACCUUCACUGCAGCAACCCAGGCACCAACAUCUGCCACGACAAUCUCUGAAAUUAAAAUAGGAACCACUGCUGGAACRACAGCUGUCCCCACUACCACAGCCACAGCCAGAGAGGGAACAACCAUCAUCGAAACCACCACCAACACCUCUCCCCCACAGACGGAAGGAACAACCACCAUCACUGAACCAACAACAGCCGUGCCCACUCCAGCCACCAGCACUGCCAGCACCUCCAGAAUAACCGAGGGAAGGACCACGACAGCCACCGCCACCUCUGCUCCAAGAGAAGCCUCCACUGCAGCGACUGAAGCUCCAACAUCUACCACAACAAUCUCUGAAGGUAAAAUAAAAACCACUGUUGGCUCUACAGCUCUCCCAACUACCACGGCCACAGCCAGAGAGGGCACGACCGCCAUUGCUACCACCACAAGGACAUCUCCACCUGAGACAAAAGGCACAACCAACAUCAUCCCAACAACAACUGUGCCCACCCCAGCCACUAGCACUGCCAGCACCUCCAGGAUCACUGAGGGAAGCACCACAAGAGCAUCAGCUACCACUGCUCCAAGAGAAGCUUCCACUGCAGCCACCGAAGCCCCAACAUCUGCCACGACAAUUUCUGAAAUUAAAAUAGGAACCACUGCUGGA